Molecule: messenger RNA, 2121 nt
Organism: Pipra filicauda (Wire-tailed manakin)
Lineage: Eukaryota; Metazoa; Chordata; Aves; Passeriformes; Pipridae
Gene: ARK2N
Product: chromosome unknown C18orf25 homolog
Exons: 6
Coding region: 322-1527 (401 amino acids)
Biological process (GO): ubiquitin-dependent protein catabolic process
Molecular function (GO): ubiquitin protein ligase activity
Source: RefSeq, a predicted model, not a curated record
CUUCCCGGAGCUCCCGCCGCUCCGCCCGCCCAUGCCCCGGCCGCUGCCCCCGCCGGGGAGCCCUGGGGGGGCCCUGCCUCCAGCAGUUAACACCUGUAAUUGCUGUUCCUGUGGUACAAGAGCUGGAAGUCAGGCAGUCACAACAGCACAGCUUUCCCUGCUACCCUGGAGGAGGGAAACGUGGCCUUUGAGGAGGGAAAAGGUUCUUAACAAGCUCUGAGGAGAACAGGUGCUGUAUUGCUGAACACCACAUAUAGUUCACCCACUCUUCCAGACCCCGUGCUCAAUGCUUUAACACCAGGAGGACCUUUCUGCUCUGCAAUGAAGAUGGAGGCAGUGGGAAAAGCUGAAGAACUUGCUGAUUCAGAAGUUCCACCAAAGGCUUCUGAAAAGCAAGAGACUGCUCCUGAUGAAGACGGACCUAUAGAGCUCGAGACACAAACUGAGAAGGACAGCAUGCCCACUCCAGCAGACUCUGCAGUGCUCUCUUCCAUGCCUUGCUUGCUGAUGGAGCUGAGGCGAGACUCCUCUGAGUCCCAGCUGGCAUCCACGGAGAGCGACAAGCCAACAGGCAGUCGAGUCUAUGAGAGUGACUCUUCUAAUCAGUGCAUGCUUUCCCCUUCUUCCAGUGGGCAUUUGGCUGACUCAGACACGUUGUCUUCCACAGAAGAGAAUGAGCCCUGUCAAGCCGAAGCUGUCGCAGAGGGAGACCCUUCUGCAGUGUCUGGGGCCGCAGCUGGGAGGAAAUCCAGGAGAUCCAGGUCCGAGAGCGAAACUUCAACCAUGGCUGCCAAGAAAAACCGACAGUCCAGUGAUAAGCAGAACGGUCGAGUUACCAAGGCAAAGGGUCACCGAAGCCAAAAGCACAAAGAGAGGAUCCGGCUCCUGAGGCAGAAGCGGGAGGCAGCUGCUCGCAAGAAGUACAACCUGCUGCAGGACAGCAGCACCAGCGACAGCGACCUGACCUGUGACUCCAGCACCAGCUCAUCCGAUGACGACGAAGAGGUUUCAGGGAGCAGCAAGACAAUCACCGCAGAGAUACCAGAUGGACCCCCCAUUGUGGCUCACUAUGAUAUAUCAGACACAAACUCGGACCCAGAAGUGGUAAAUGUGGACAAUCUCUUGGCGGCUGCAGUAGUUCAAGAGCACAAUAGUCAAGAGUCGGGAUCUGCCUGGAGAACCAGAGGGCUGCUGGAUGAAAUGAGUGCUGACACAGGUCGUUUGGAUCCAGGCUUCCUUGCAGGUGACAAAACCUCUUCUGGUAAUGCCCAGGCCAAUGAAGAAAUUAAUAUUGCCUCUUCUGAUAGCGAAGUAGAGAUUGUUGGAGUUCAGGAACAUGCCAGGUGUGUGCAUCCCAGGGGAGGUGUGAUCCAGAGCGUGUCCUCCUGGAAGCGCAGCUCUCAGUUCAUCAACGCCCAGCAAACACAGUCAUGGACAGCAGUGGCUCCCCAGCAGAACUGGUCCUCACCCCCAGAAGUCGUGGACCUCACCCUGGAUGAGGACACCAGGCGCAAAUUCCUGCUGUAAUCCCGUGUCACUGUGUCCCCGUCCCCUUCCCCUCUUCCCCUUUGUGGCACAGAAGUUCAUGAUUAAACCUUGAGUUUCAGAGCCCCCUCCCCACCCCGUUCUUGGCACUAUGGAAUUCAAACUCACGACGUCUUUUUCAUGUCCAUAAGAAUGUAGUACGAUUUCAGUAUGACUUAAAAGGGUUUUUUGCCUUCUCAAAGGGGGAUUCCUCUCAGAUUAACAGCACCGAAUUUAAAACACAUCUACAGUUUACUAACGUGUGCGUGUUAAUCUGAAGAAAUAACUGUGUGCAAAACUUACAUCCUCCCUCCCUUCCCCUCCUCCCGACUCCAGAACGUUUUUAACUUAUCAGUAAUAUUGAGUUUGUUAGUAGAAGUUAGUGUGUUGCUGUGUGAGCAUCAGUGAUUUUGAGAAAUGGUGUGUCCUCACUGAUUUCAGUGGAACUGGGGGUAUUCAACACUUCUGAAGUCUGGGCCAAGAGUGUUUAUACACAAGCUGAUUUGGUUGUUUUACCAGCAGGAGGGACUGUUUUUAAUGCAAAUGGCCCAUAACUUAUGCACUGAACAGCUUUUAAUUAAAGCAUUUUUAUUCUCA